Messenger RNA from Pseudophryne corroboree (corroboree frog), 1351 nucleotides. RefSeq names its product DnaJ heat shock protein family (Hsp40) member B11 (gene DNAJB11). Gene Ontology annotation, biological process: protein folding; protein maturation. NCBI's taxonomy places the organism in Eukaryota, Metazoa, Chordata, Amphibia, Anura, Myobatrachidae. The record is from RefSeq and is a predicted model, not a curated record. Gene Ontology annotation, molecular function: misfolded protein binding. Gene Ontology annotation, cellular component: endoplasmic reticulum. The transcript has 10 exons. The coding region runs from base 167 to 1249 and encodes 360 amino acids.
CUGCUGUGGUCCCAGUUUAUGAUGAAUAGGAAAUUGUCAUUUUUGUACUUUAGUAGUAGACCUGCCGGCGCUGGUCUUGAAGUAUAAUUCUGCGGGGUGUCCAUGCGGUGAAGGCUAACAGGUCAUACGUGUUUGCUAUCUAGGGGACCACAUCCACUGAGGAACCAUGAGGAUCGGCCCUUUGUCUUUAAGUAGCAUAUGCUUCCUGCUCGUGUAUGUGCUUUCAAUGGUAACUGCAGGACGUGAUUUCUAUAAAAUUCUGGGUGUGUCACGGGGAGCGUCUGUAAAAGAAAUUAAGAAAGCCUAUCGUAAACUAGCCUUGCAGUUGCAUCCAGAUCGAAAUCCAGAUGAUCCUCAAGCACAAGAAAAAUUUCAAGAUUUAGGUGCUGCUUAUGAGGUGCUGUCGGAUGAGGAAAAGAGAAAGCAAUAUGAUGCCUACGGUGAAGAAGGGCUUAAAGAUGGACAUCAGAGUUCUCAUGGCGAUAUAUUCUCACAUUUCUUUGGGGACUUUGGAUUCAUGUUUGGAGGCAAUCCACGUCAACAGGACAGAAACGUUCCACGUGGCAGUGACAUAAUAAUUGAUCUAGAAGUGACGUUGGAAGAAGUUUACUCUGGAAAUUUUGUAGAAGUGGUAAGAAAUAAGCCUGUAGCUCGGCAAGCACCAGGCAAACGUAAAUGUAACUGUCGCCAAGAAAUGAGGACCACACAGCUAGGGCCUGGGCGUUUUCAAAUGACACAGGAAGUUGUUUGUGAUGAAUGCCCUAAUGUCAAACUUGUAAAUGAGGAGAGAACUUUAGAAGUGGAAAUUGAGCCUGGUGUUAGAGAUGGUAUGGAGUAUCCAUUCAUCGGAGAAGGUGAGCCCCACAUUGAUGGAGAACCUGGGGACCUGCGCUUUCGGAUUAAAGUUCUCAAGCAUCCCAUAUUUGAAAGAAGAGGAGAUGACCUUUACACAAAUGUGACUAUUUCUCUAGUUGAGUCACUGAUAGGUUUUGAAAUGGGUAUUACUCAUUUGGAUGGCCAUAAAGUUCACAUAAUGAGAGAUAAAAUAACUAAACCUGGAGCAAAGCUUUGGAAAAAAGGUGAAGGGCUUCCGAAUUUCGACAACAAUAACAUUAAGGGUUCUCUAAUUAUUACGUUUGAUGUGGAAUUCCCUAAAGAACAGCUAACGGAAGAGCAAAAAGAUGGUGUGAAAAAGCUUUUGAAGCAUGGAUCAGUGCAGAAGAUUUAUAAUGGACUUCAGGGAUAUUAACCAUACACAAACUUUAUGCAAAAGAGUAAAUGGACAUAUUUAUUCUGGGGUUCUUUUUUGUGUUUUUUAAUAUAAAUAAAUGUUCCACUGAAUGGGUCUUAA